UAUAUAGAGAGAGAGAGCGGCAAACCAAGUAUGACCAACUAAUCUCUCUUCUUUCUUAUAUGUAUAAUAAUUUCCCACAAAAUCAUUUCUCACCAUCAAAGCCAUGUUGAGAGCAUUCAGCACAAGGCGAUCAAGCCAUCGCGGCGGCUAUGAAAGGUUACUCUCUGACGAGUCUGCUGUUGCUGCUCCCGAUGAUCUGGAAGUGGGAACAUUGAAGAGGUCUAAAACCUUACCUGCACCUCCACCGCCAUCACUUCGUUCCUCAUCGACGGCUAAAAAAUUUCUAUCUCAAUUGGGCUUUCCAAAUGAUUCUCAAUCCCAUCACAAUUCAGUGAAGUCUUGUGCUAGAAAUAAGGCUAACAAGAGUCAUCCACUCCUUAGUUUGUUCGAUGCUCGCCGGAAGAGGAAAACUACGGCCAAGCCGGAAUUCACAAGGUAUUUAGAAUACCUCAGGGAGGGAGGCGUAUGGGAUGUCAGUUCAAAUAUGCCUGUCAUUUAUUACAAAUGAUCAUGUGCAUGUGUUUGGAUAUUUUUUUUUUUUAAAUUGUAUGAAAUUCAGCUCAAAACUUCAUAUAAAACAGCAUAAUAAUCCUUAAUUCCUCAUUUUGGAUUUUUUUUUUCUGAA
Molecule: messenger RNA, 625 nt
Organism: Manihot esculenta (cassava)
Lineage: Eukaryota; Viridiplantae; Streptophyta; Magnoliopsida; Malpighiales; Euphorbiaceae
Exons: 1
Coding region: 104-508 (134 amino acids)
Source: RefSeq, a predicted model, not a curated record